UGGUGGAGAAAGUCUCUGUUUGUCUCUCCCUAUAUUUUCUCCCCCAAAAAAUUACAGAGCACCACAAAUUCUUCCUCCCCAGUCUUCUCUCUUAUGGCGACUCAGUUCCCUGCCGAUUUCAAGUGCCCGAUUUCUCUGGAAAUAAUGUCCGACCCGGUUAUACUCCCUUCGGGUCACACCUUCGACCGGCCCAACAUCCAACGCUGGCUCGACGCCGGCCACCGCACUUGCCCACUUACCAAACUGCCCCUCCCCGACCACCCCUCCCUAAUCCCCAACCACGCCCUCCGCAGCUUGAUUUCCAAUUAUACCCUCCCCUCUUCUCCUCAAUUACACAAUAACCACCGCCUCCCCCAGAGCCAGAGCCAGAGCCAGAGCCAGCAGAGUCAGCCCCAAAGCCUAAUCUCGACGCUGACUUCGGCGUCGUCGAGCCUCGACUCCAAGCUCGAGUCGCUCGACCGGCUCAACCGGAUGUCGAAGCGGGACGCGGCGUUCCGCGCCAAGCUGACGGAGUCGGGCGCGGUCGCCGCCGUGCUCAAGUGCGUGGGCUCCGACGAGCCGAGCCUGCAGGAGAAGGCUCUGACUUUGCUGCUGAAUGUGAGCUUGGACGACGACAACAAGGUGGGGCUGGUGGCGGAGGGGGCGAUUGCUAGAGUCGUGGCGGUGCUGCAGACCGGCUCGCCCAACAGCCGCGCCGUGGCGGCGACGAUGUUGACCAGCUUGGCCGUCGUGGAGGUCAACAAGGCCACAAUCGGGACCUAUCCGUACGCUAUUCGCGCCCUGGUGUCCCUACUCCGGGACGGUAAAGGAAGAGAGAAGAAGGAGGCGGCGACGGCGCUGUAUGCUAUCUGUUCAUUUCCGGAUAACCGGCGGCGGGCGGUGGAGUGCGGCGCGGUUUCUAUUUUGAUCCGAAUCGCGGAUUCGGGUUUGGAGCGGGCCGUUGAGGUUUUGGGCCUACUGGCGAAAUGCAAGGACGGUAGAGAAGAAAUGCAGAGGUUUAGUGGAUGCGUGAGGAUUUUAGUCAGGGUUUUAGAGAAUGGGAGCUCCAGAGGAGUUCAGUAUGCUCUGCUUACACUGAGCUCGCUUUGCCAUUUUAGUCAGACGAUGCGAACCGAAGCAAGAAUGGAAGGAGCGUUGGCGAUUUGUAUGCGUUUAGUUGAAGAUGAUAACGAAAAGAUUAGGAAAAAUGCUUCUUAUUUGAUCCAGGUUCUGGAUGGGAAUCAUUCCAUUCCAUAAUGUAUUGAGUUUCGGAAGCGUGAAAAGAGGUCGGCUUUUGCGGGUUAGAGGUGGGUUUCAUCAGUGGAGGAUUGGAUACUAAAUUGUCAAGUCGGAAAUUUGAGUGCUGCAUUUUAUGAUCUGGAAUGAAGAUCCUGCUAAUCAUGUUGGUUCAUCUGGUACGAAAAGGCUCAUUUUCAGUCUCUGUUUGGUUGGUACCUGGGUCCCCUUGAAAGCUUAAUGAAUGAUGUAUGUGCAUACAUUAUUAGAAUCAGCAGCAAAGAUUGAACUGGGCCUGGUUGGAUAUUCAUUGGGCGUCCAACACUGAAGUGGGCUUGAAUAUUCCAUGUUUGAGAUUGAGAAUUCGAGAUCAUGCUUAUGACGCAUGCAUUUUGAUAGAGAAUUUGACCAACUCCAUUAACAAACAUCUAUAUCACAAAGUGGUGGAGGGACCUGAAUUCUGAGAUGGACAGUCUUUGACCGGUGAAGAGUGGUGGUAUUGGUGGUUAACCAAAACAAGCGCACUGUAGCUCUACCGUUUGCUGUGGGUUGUGAUUUGUGAACAGUGAAACCCUGCAUUGUUUAAUGAGGAAGAAAAGCUCAUACAAACACAUGCUGAGUGUCUUCUCGGAUGAGAACAACCACCAACAAAAAGCAGAGGCAUGAUUGUGGAGUGGAUUUAGGGCUUCAGCGCUACUCUAGUUCGUCGAGCUUAUUAAAUGAAAAAGUAAAGAGAACGAGUGUUAUCCUGACAUCUGUAUCAAAUCAUAUUUCUUUCGGUCGAUGAAAUCGUUAUAUGUGAUGGAGUUGGUAAGAGACUAGAUGUGCGGUUCAAUACAACAGUUUGGGUCACGCUGACACUGGCUGAAGUUUAAAUCUCAGCAUGUUCUUGAUUACAGAGGGGAGGAACAUAAGUUUAUCUCUCGUCAGUCCCCUGUCUCUUUCUCUAACAAAAAUACUACUAGUUUCUCAUUGAUUUGAUAGCGAGGUUCCCAUCAUUGUCAUAGUUACUAGAAUUCAUAUUCAAAUAUUAAUUAACAAGGUUAAUGAUCGUCAUCGUGGGUUAUGAAUCAUGUGUGAUUAUGGCAAUGUUAUUCGAUGAGAUUUGAAGAGGGGGCAUGGAUGGUGACAUGGUGUUAUCAGAACAGAGAGGCACGCUUCAAGACAGGCC
Messenger RNA from Argentina anserina (silverweed cinquefoil), 2386 nucleotides. RefSeq names its product U-box domain-containing protein 8. Gene Ontology annotation, biological process: protein ubiquitination. Bases 94 to 1236 code for a protein of 380 amino acids. The record is from RefSeq and is a predicted model, not a curated record. Lineage: Eukaryota; Viridiplantae; Streptophyta; Magnoliopsida; Rosales; Rosaceae. The transcript has 4 exons. Gene Ontology annotation, molecular function: ubiquitin-protein transferase activity; protein binding.